Lacerta agilis (Sand lizard) is the source of this 797-nucleotide messenger RNA. It is a transcript of the gene PIK3IP1, whose product is annotated as phosphoinositide-3-kinase interacting protein 1. NCBI's taxonomy places the organism in Eukaryota, Metazoa, Chordata, Lepidosauria, Squamata, Lacertidae. The coding region runs from base 74 to 610 and encodes 178 amino acids. The record is from RefSeq and is a predicted model, not a curated record. The transcript has 4 exons.
CCCGGGCAGCCGCUGCGGAUCACAGCGCCUCCUCCUCCUCCUCUUCGUCUUCGUGUCCAGGCCGCCGUUCCUCAUGGCGUCUCGGUGGGCGCUUCUCCUCCUGCUCCUGCAGCCGCUGCUCUUGGGCUUCGGCUCGGCUACGGAAGAUGCAACCUCUGCCGUUUCCCCGUCUCUCACGGUCAAAACGGCAGCAACCGAUCAGGUUUUUGAGCCCGCCAACAGCUUGCCAUCCCGGAGCGAGGCGGCUGCAGUCCAGCCCGUUGUCGGGAUCGGCCAGAGGGUCAAGAUGAGAUCAAAUGAGAAGAAAGACUUGGGCGUGCUAGGCUACGUGCUGGGCCUUCUGAUGGUGGUGAUCAUCAUUGCAAUCGGAGCAGGCAUUGUUGUGGGCUAUGUCUAUAAGAGGGGCAAAGAUCUGAAGACGCAGCACGAGCAGAAGGUUUACGAGCGCGAAAUGCAGCGGAUCACUUUGCCGCUCUCGGCCUUCACCAACCAAGCCUGCGAACUGGUGGACGAGAACACGAUAGAGGUGCACACGAACCAGACCCCCGUGGAGGAAACGCACAAUGGUGAUGCCCCGCUGAUGGGCCAAGCGGGCACUCCUGGAGCCUGAGGAACAUGGGUGGGGGGCACCCUGGGAGAUGCCCUGCUUGCACCCCAACGGCUGAGACUCCUCUCUCUUCUCCCUAACGUACGUGGGAGUUUCAUUUGUAUUUCUGGUUUUCCUUUUCUGUUUUGGGGAGGAAUAAGAAGCCCGGAAGAGUCUUGAUGGGGCUCUGAAGACGUGCGAGGACUCGCUC